GGAUUGAUGAUUUUGAAAGGAAGGAAUUAACAUGUUUGUAAUCUGCUACAAAAGACAUUAUAUAGCGGCCCUUAAAUUGUAACUGAGUUUUCGGUUACACGGUCGAUCAAAUUUUCAGGACGACUUGUUGACUUGAUUGGGCUCCGGGAGAUGAGUUGGGUGUUUAAAGCCUAAAGGCCAAGCCCAGGUUAGCGCCUCCUUCCACUUCUCUGCUUACACUCUUUCCUGUUCCUCCUCCGGUAAAUUCUCUGCUUGGGCAUUACGUCGAACAGCUUGCGAGCAAAGCUGAAACUUGUCACGCACAGAUCGUAGGCAUGAAUCUAUUCGGUAACGCGGUUCCAUGGAGAAGCAUCGCGAAAGAAGCGCUCGAGCGCACCGCGAUCGUAACGAGGUUCCUGUGCUUGCUCCACGUCACCAACACCUACAUCUGCACUCCUACUCUUGUCUACGGCCCGAGCAUGCUUCCGACUCUGAAUCUGACCGGCGACGUGUUAUUGGCCGAGCGCGUGUCGCACCGGCUGGGGAAGGUGAGGCCCGGCGACGUGGUGCUAGUGAGAUCGCCGGUGGAUCCCAGAAAGUCUCUCACCAAGCGCGUUGUCGCCAUGGGAGGCGAUAAGGUCACUUUCGUCGUCGAUCCUCGCAACAGCGACCGAGUUCGCACGAUUACGGUUCCGAGGGGACAUGUAUGGAUCCAGGGCGACAAUAUCUACGCAUCGAGAGAUUCGCGGCAAUUUGGCGCUGUUCCUUAUGGUCUCGUCGAGGGCAAAAUAUUAUGCAGGUGCAUUCUUAUGUGCAUUGUAGCUUCCAUCGUCUGCAUAAAACGAACACCGUGUUCUCCUAUGCAGGUAUGGCCGCUUGAUGGAUUUGGUUUGCUGCAUCACUGAGUCUAGUGCAUCGUGCAAAACCCAUCUUCAUUGUGGGAGCAACUGGCUGAAGGCGAGGGACUGCGGAGGAAAAAAGUGUAUGUAUAAACUGAAGUUUGAAACAGGCGUUACAAACUCUUUGGUGAAUUUGAG
Rhodamnia argentea is the source of this 1016-nucleotide messenger RNA. RefSeq names its product mitochondrial inner membrane protease subunit 1. The transcript is spliced from 4 exons. The record is from RefSeq and is a predicted model, not a curated record. Gene Ontology annotation, molecular function: serine-type endopeptidase activity. Gene Ontology annotation, cellular component: mitochondrial inner membrane peptidase complex; membrane. Lineage: Eukaryota; Viridiplantae; Streptophyta; Magnoliopsida; Myrtales; Myrtaceae. Bases 315 to 884 code for a protein of 189 amino acids.